AUGGAUAAACCUGGAGGACACUAUGAACUAAUAUUUAGAAUAUAUAAAAUCUCAAAAAGGAGACGAGGUGCAGAGCGGCGGAGUGCAGCGGUAGGGAUUCGGAUUCAUGUCUUGCCAACCAAUCGGGGGAGGAUCACGCCAGUGCCCAGGUCCCAGGAACCGUUGUCUUGUUCCUUCACUCAUCGCCCAUGCUCUCAGCCUCGUCUGGAAGGACAGGAGUUUUGGAUUAAGCAUAUCCUCAAGGACAAGAAUGCACCCUUCAAGCAAUGUAGUUAUAUAUCCACGAAGAAUGGAAAGAGAUGUCCCAGUGCUGCCCCAAAGCCAGAGAAGAAAGAUGGUAUGUCCUUCUGUGCUGAUCAUGCCCGAAGGAAUGCCCUAGUGCUUCAUGCUCAAAUGAAGAAGACCAACCCAGGGCCUAUGGGUGAAACUCUGUUGUGCCAGCUGAGUUCAUAUGCUAAGACAGAGUUGGGAUCUCAGACUCCAGAAAGUAGCCGUAGUGAAGCCAGCUGAAUACUGGAUGAAGACAGAUGGAGUGAUGGAGACCAGGAACCCAUUACUGUGGAUCAGACAUGGAGAGGUUACCCUGACAGUGAAGCUGAUAGCAUAGACAGUGAUCAAGAAGAUCCCCUAAAACAUGCUGGUGUGUGCACAGCAGAAGUGGCCCUGAUUACGAGUGAAAAGUUAAUUCGUUUGCAGUCUUUAUACAUAGAUCAGUUUAAACGACUUCAGCAUUUGCUUAAGAAGAAGCAGCGCCGGUACUUACAUAACCGCAAAGUGGGACAUGAAGCUCUAGACAGCAGUCUCUAGACUGGCCCAGAGGGACUCCGGCGGUAUCGCCAGCGCUGUGGAGUGGAAGCCUUACUACACAGGCAACUGAAGGAACGCAGAAUGCAGGCCACGGAUGGUGCUGCCCAGCAGGCCCAUACCACUGGUUCCAGUCAGAGGUGUUUGGCCUUCAUGGAUGAUGUUCGUUGUUCCAAUCAGUCUCUUCCAAUGACCAGACACUGCCUUACCCAUAUUUGUCAGGAUACAAAUCAAGUUCUUUUCAAAUGCUACCAGGGAUCUGAAGAGGUCCCCUGCAACAAAGCAGUUCCUGUAAGCCUCUCUGAGGAUCCCUGCUGUCCACUGCAUUUCCAGUUGCCUCCUCAGAUGUAUAAGCCCGAGCAGGACUUGGAUGUUGUGGGUGAUGGUAUGCAGUGUUCUCCUUCACCCUUGCUUUUUGAUCCUUCACUAACCCUUGAAGAUCAUUCAGUCAAAGAAAUUGCUGAAGGCUCAGUGGAUAUAUUGAGCCAGGUGCAGAUGGCUGGAGAUGGGUGCAGAUCCCAGGGAUCUUGAAAUUCUGAGAAAGUCUGUGUGCCAUUGCCUCAAAGUGGAUUGGCUACUGCAAAUGGGAAACCAGAACCCACUUCUAUCAGCUGA
Messenger RNA from Heterocephalus glaber (naked mole-rat), 1419 nucleotides. NCBI's taxonomy places the organism in Eukaryota, Metazoa, Chordata, Mammalia, Rodentia, Bathyergidae. The record is from RefSeq and is a predicted model, not a curated record.